Camelus dromedarius (Arabian camel) is the source of this 5961-nucleotide messenger RNA. RefSeq names its product acyl-CoA thioesterase 4 (gene ACOT4). Gene Ontology annotation, biological process: acyl-CoA metabolic process; fatty acid metabolic process. Gene Ontology annotation, molecular function: fatty acyl-CoA hydrolase activity. The record is from RefSeq and is a predicted model, not a curated record. The transcript has 3 exons. Gene Ontology annotation, cellular component: peroxisome. The coding region runs from base 200 to 1447 and encodes 415 amino acids. Lineage: Eukaryota; Metazoa; Chordata; Mammalia; Artiodactyla; Camelidae.
CCCCGGAGAACGACCUGGUGCUUUUACCUCAGACGAGUCGCGGGGCUCGGGGUCCACAGACCUGAAGCCCCAGGCCGGUUCCUGAGGCGGCUCAGCCAUCUACCUCUCCCGGCUCCAGACGACGCCUGACCCCGUCGGGACUCCACGCGGCUGAUAUCGGACUCCAGGAGCAGGCUACGCUUUCCAGCUCAAGGCUGGGAUGGUGACAGUGACACUGGAGCCGGAGGGCCGCUGCCCCUGGGACAAGCCGGUGCGCAUCGCCGUGCGCGGCCUGGCCCCAGGGCAGCGGGUCACGCUGCGCGCGUCCCUGCGCGACGAGAAGGGCGCGCUCUUCCGGGCCCACGCGCGCUACUGCGCCGACGCCCACGGCGGGCUGGACCUGGGGCGCGCGCCCGCGCUGGGCGGCAGCUUCGCGGGGCUCGAGCCCAUGGGGCUCUUUUGGGCUCUGGAGCCUGAGAAGCCUUUUUGGCGGUUUCUGAAGCGGGACGUGCAGACACCCUUCGCAGUGGAACUGGAGGUGCUCGACGGCCACGAGCCCGACACCGAGCGGCUCCUAGGCCGGGCGGUGCACGAGCGCGACUUCCUGCCGCCCGGGGUGCGGCGCGAGCCGGUGCGCGCGGGCCGGGUGCGCGCCACGCUCUUCCUGCCGCCAGGACCUGGACCUUUCCCAGGGAUCAUUGACAUCUUUGGUAUUGGAGGAGGCCUUUUGGAGUAUCGGGCCAGCCUUCUGGCUGGUCAUGGCUUUGCCACGUUGGCUCUAGCUUAUUAUGACUUUGAAGAUCUCCCCAAGAAAUUUGACACCAUACACCUCGAUUACUUUGAAGAAGCCCUGUGCUACAUGCUUCAACACACCCAGGUAAAGGGCCCAGGCAUUGGGCUUCUGGGCAUUUCUUUAGGGGCUGAUAUUUGCCUCUCCAUGGCCUCAUUUUUGAAGAACAUCUCAGCCACAGUCUCCAUCAAUGGAUCUGCGUUGAGUGGAGACAAAGCCAUAUACUAUAAGGAGAAUAGCAUCCCGCCAUUGGGCCAUGACCUGAGGAGAAUGAAGGUAGCUUUCUCAGGCCUCCUGGACAUUGUAGAUAUAAGGAAUGAUAUUGUAGGGGGAUGUAAGAACCCCUGCAUGAUUCCAAUAGAAAAGGCCCAGGGGCCCAUCCUCUUCAUUGUUGGUCAGGAUGACCAUAACUGGAGGAGUGAGUUAUAUGCCCAGAUAGCCUCAGAACGUUUACAGGCCCAUGGAAAGGAAAAGCCCUGGAUCAUCUCUUACCCUGGGACUGGCCAUUACAUUGAGCCUCCUUACUUCCCUAAGUGCCCAGCUUCCCUGCACAAAUUAUUGGACAAACCUGUGAUGUGGGGUGGGGAGCCCAGGGCUCAUUCUAAGGCCCAGGUAGAUGCUUGGAAGCAAAUUCUAACCUUCUUCUGCAAACACCUGGGAGUAUCUGCCAAAUUGUAAUGCAUUGAUCUGUUACUGACAUGAGGGAUUCAAGGUCAGAUUUCUGUGUUUAAUAAUCUUAUAUGAAUCAGUUGUCCCCUGGAUAACAUUAAAUUCAUGUCACUGGUAUUAAUGGUGUAUUUCAGGUAAAUUUUUGAGUGUUACUUUGUCAUUAAUUUUCCUAAUGUAACACAUACCUAUUUUAGAAGAUUCAGUUAGAAGUAUACAAUACAAAAUAGUAAAAAGCAUGCCCACUAUUAACAUUUGCGUUUUCAUCUAGAUUUUUUUACUUAACAAUUUGAAGCGCAGAUGAGAUUUAAAGCUGAACAAGUACUGGGUUACUUUUUCCAUUGCUGGGAGGCAAUGGCCAUCCAAUGUUUGCUACUGUUUCAACUACUGGUAGCAGGGUAGAAUUUUCAUUGACCAAAAAUAUACUGAGAGGUAUUGACAGAGGGAAAGCCAGACUGAAAUUUUUCUCAUGGAGCUCAGAGAAGAAUCCUCUGGGAGGAGGAGUUAGGGUAAGAAGGGGAUCAUCUGGCUCUAGAACAGUUAAGUCCAAACUCUGUCCCAAGCAAGAGUGAUUAUGAACUAUUUUCCUUCUUACUCAAAGAACAGACUUUGGAAAAUCAUACUGUCAUGUUCUUAGGGGUAUCAUUCUUCACUUUCCUUGACAUCAAGUCUACAAAGUAUUGUGUAAUUGUAUUUGAAGUGAUAACAGCUGAGAAUUUUUGAAAACUAACGAAGACAUCAAGCCACAUAUCUCAGAAGCACAAUGUCUUAUCUCGGGCUUCUUUAACGAAGUACCAUGGACUGGGUGGCUUAAACAACAGAUAUUUUUUUCUCACAGUUCUGGAGACUGGGAAGUCCAAGAUCAAGGUUCCAGCAGGUCCAGUUCCUGGUGAGGGCCUCUUCCUGGCUUACAGACACCUGCCAUCUUCUUGUGUCCUCAACUGGCAGAGAGAGGAAGCUCUGGUUUCUCUUCCUCUUUUCAUUAGGACACUAAUCCCAUCAUGGGGGGGGGGGGUCUCACUCAUGACCUCUUUUAAACCUAACUGCCUCCCAAAGGCCCUACCUUCAGUUACCAUCACAUUAGGGUCUCAGAUUUCAACAUAUGAAUGUUGAAGGGACACAUUCUGUUCGUAACAACCGUACACCUCAAGCAACUUAAAUACAAAGAAAACCAUAUUUAACACAUCACAGAAAAAUUCUUUGUGGCAGUUUUAUAACUUAAUUACAAAUUCUUUGACAUUUCUGGCUAGAAACAUACACUAUGCCAAGACUAAAUAAGAAAGAAAAAGACAACUUGAACAGACUAAACACUGGCAGUGAAAUUGAAUUUGUAAUUUAAAAAACCAACCUCCCAGCAAACAAAAGUCCAGGACCAGAUGGCUUCACAGGGGAAUUCUACCAAACAUGUAAAGAUCAGUUGAUACCUAUCCUUCUCAAACUAUUCAAAAAAAAUUGAAGAGGACGAAAUAAUCCCAAAAUCAUUCUACAAGGCCACCACUACCUUGAAUCCAAAACUAGGCAAUGAUGGUACAAAAAAAGAAAUUACAGACCAAUAUCUUAGAUGACUAUAGAUGCAAAAAUUGUCAACAAAAUGUUAGCAAACUGAAUCCAACAAUUUAUAAAAAUGAUCAUACACCACAGUAAAUGGGAUUUAUUUCAGGCCUAACAGGAUGGUUCAAUAUUCACAAAUCAUCAAUGUGAUACACCACAUUGACAACAAGAAGGAUAAAAAUCACGUGAUCAUCACAAUAGAUGUAGAAAAAGCAUUUGACAAAAUUCAGUAUCCAUUCAUGAUAAUGUUUUGCUUAUAUUUUCUUCUAGGAGGUUUAUUGUAUCUUAUGUUUAAAUCUUUGAUCCAUUUUGAGUUUAUUUUUGUGUAUGGUGUAAGGGGGUGUUCUAGCUUCAUUGAUUUAUAUGUUGCUGUCCAGUUUUCCCAACACCAUUUGCUGAAGAGACUGUCUUUAUUCCAUUGUAUAUUCUUCCCUCCUUUGUCGAAGAUUAGUUGACCAAAAGUUUGUGGGUUCAUUUCUGGGCUCUCUGUUCUGUUCCAUUGGUCUAUAAGUCUGUUUUUGUACCAAUACCAUGCUGUUUUGAUGACUGUAGCUCUAUAGUAUUGUCUGAAGUCUGGGAGACAGUCUUGCUACUUCUAUUUAACAUUGUAUUAGAAGUCCUAGCCACAGCAUCAGACAAGAAAGAGAAAUAAAAGCAUCCAAAUUGGAAGAGAAGUAAAACUAUCACUAUUUGCAGAUGACAUGAUACUAUAUAUGGAAAACUCUGAAAACUAAAAAACAAAACAAAACAAAAAAAAACCCCAAAACUACUAGAAUUAAUAAAUGAAUUCAGUAAAGUUGCAGGAUACAAGAUUAAUAUGCAGAAAUCUGUUGCUUUGCCAACAACAACAACAACAACAACAACAACAACAACAACAACAAAAACCAUUUAAAAUUGCAUCAAAAAGAAUAAAUUGCCUAGGAAUAAACUUAGCCAAGGAUGUGAAGGACCUAUACUCUGAAAAGUAUAAAACAUUGAUGAAGAAAAUUGAAGAUGAUACAAAGAAAUGGAAAGAUAUUUUGUAUUCUUGGAUUGGAAGAAUUAAUAGUUAAAAUGACCAUACAAGCAACCUACAGUCCUUAUUAAAAUAUCUAUUUUAUGGAUUUAAUGCAAUCCUUAUCAAAAUAUCCAUGACAUUUUUCACAGCAGUAGUAGAAUAAUCCUAAAAUUUAUAUGGAAACACAAAAGACCCUGAACUACCAAAACAAUCUUGAGAGAAAAGAACAAAGUUGGAGGUAUCAUGCCCCCUGUCUUCAGACUACUACCAAGCUACAGUUAUCAAAAUAGCAUAGUACUGGUGCAAAAACAAUCAUACAGAUCAAUGGAACUGAAUAGAGAGCCCAGAAAUAAACCCACGCACCUAUGGUCAAUUAAUCUACAACAAAGGAAGCAAGAUUAUACAAUAGCAAAAAGACAGUGUCUUCAAUAAACUGUUAGUGCUGAGAAAAGUGGACAGCUACAUGUAAAACAAUGAAAUUAGAACAAUUUCCUCAUGCCACAUACAAAAGUUAACUCAAAAUAGAUUAAAGACCUAAAUGUAAGACCUGAAACCAAAAAACUUCUAGAAGAAACACAGACAGAAUACUCUUUGACAUAAAUCAUAGCAAUAAUUUUGGGAUCUUCCCCUAAGGCAAAAGAAAUAAGAGCAAAAACAAGCAAAUGUUACCUAAUUAAACUUAAAAGGUUUUGCACUGCAAAGGAAACUAAACAAAAUGAAAAGACAACCUACUGAAUGGAAGAAAAUAUUUGCAAAUAUAUGACCAACAAGGGAGUUAUGUCCAAAAUACAUAAACAACCCAUACAACUGAAUAUCAAAAAGAACAAAACAACCCAAUUAAAAAAUUGUCAGAAGACCUGAAUAGACAUUUUUCCAAAGACAAUGUACAGAUGGCUAACAGGCACAUGAAGAGAGGCUCAACAUCACUAGUCAUUAGAGAAAUGCAAAUCAAAACUGCAAUGAGAAAUCACCACACACCUACCUAUCAGAAUGGCUAUCAUCAAAAAGCCUAUAAAUAAGAAAUGUUUGUGAGGAUGUGAAGGAAGAGGAACCCCUGUACACCACUGGUGGGAAUGUAAAUUGGUACAGCCACUAUAGAAAACAGUAUGGAGUUUCCUCAAAAAAUUAAAAAUAGCUUUACCAGAUGAUCCCAGCAAUUCCACUCUGGGGUAUGUAUCCAGAAAAAAUGAAAACACUGUUUUCCAGAGUCCAUGUUCCUCGUCAGUCCAAUCCAAAGUCAGAAAAUUUGGACUUGCAUUUGAAAUUGUGACCAUUCACAACAGCCUGCCGGAGGUUGGGAGCUUUUACACUACUCUCAUUGAAAGGUGAAAAUUAGAAACUAUGGCAUUAAUAUUAAUGACUGCAUUACUAAGACUCUGUGGAGGAUGCUGAGAGUUACAAUAGUUGAUUUUUCUGGUUUGAUUUUCUUUUUUCUUAGAGUAAUAUCAAAGCCAAAAACGAUGGUUUUACUUUUACUAACCUAAUGUAAAUGUUUAUCUAGACUGUUUUUAAAUGUGUUUCUUUGUGAAUGCUUCAUCUGGCUCCAGGAAGCCUGUGUCAGCUGUAUAAGUUGGUACUUGGGCACUUAAUGUUUUUCUAAGAAACAUGUUUUGGAUCCUGUACUCUAAUAAAUCAUUAUUUUUUUAAAUUAUUUUUAAAUUAAAAAAAUGAAAACACUAAUUUGAAAAGGUAUAUGAAGUCCAGUGUUAAAAGCAGCAUUAUUUAUAAUAGUCGAGACAUAGAAGCAACCCAAGUGUCCAUGAACAGAUGAAUGGAUAAAGAAGAGGUGUUAUGUGUAUACAAUGGAAUUCUACUCAGCCAUUAAAAAUAAUGUUAUUCUGCCAUUUGCAGCAAUACAGAUCUACCUAGAGAAUGUUGUGCUUAGUGAAAUAAGAAGUCAGAGAAAGACAAAUACUGUAUGUUAUCACUUAUCUGUGGAAUCUAAAAAAUAAAAUAAAUAUAUAUGGCAAAACAGAAA